Molecule: messenger RNA, 1057 nt
Organism: Solea solea (common sole)
Lineage: Eukaryota; Metazoa; Chordata; Actinopteri; Pleuronectiformes; Soleidae
Product: endothelin-2
Exons: 5
Coding region: 104-544 (146 amino acids)
Biological process (GO): regulation of systemic arterial blood pressure by endothelin; vein smooth muscle contraction; regulation of vasoconstriction
Cellular component (GO): extracellular region
Molecular function (GO): endothelin B receptor binding; hormone activity
Source: RefSeq, a predicted model, not a curated record
AUAGAGUGGCAGAGCUCAGACACCUGCAGCACAUUUAAAAACACAGCUGAGUGUGCAGAUACAAUAGUCGUCUCUACUGAGCUUUGUCCAUCUGUCAUCAGCUAUGUCUGCACACAAGAGCAUUCUGCUUUUCAUCACUCUUUGGGCUUCAAUGCAGGACGGUUUGGGUCUUCCAGUAAUGAAACAACUGGAAGAAGCUGGUGAUGGAACCCCAACACAAAGAAUCAGGACCAAGCGCUGUGCUUGCAUGAGCCAGCUGGACUCUGAGUGCCACUACUUCUGCCACCUGGACAUCAUAUGGGUCAAUACACCCAGUAAGACCACAGUUUAUGGUUUAGGCAGCGCUCUGACCCGGCGCAGAAGGUCCACCGGCCGCUGUACCUGUGCCAAACCUCAAGAUCAAUUAUGUACCAACUUCUGUCAACACAGCCCUGAGAUCAAAUCUAUGAAGAGUCGUCAACUAAACAUCUUCACCAUCCUAAGAGCUUUGGCGAGCAGAACCAGGAUGCAGCUCUCUGAGGCUCAAAGUAACAACACUCACUAAACAAAGUGGCUGUUGAGCAACGAGCGCGACAGAGGAAGAGGACAGCGAGCAGCUGAACAAAUGACGCUCCUUUGAUGGAGAGCAGGAGGAGGAAAAAACAGGGGGCUGCUGAAAGAUGAGUCUGAUGCAGGAAGGCCGAAAAGGGCCGCAGAGAUGUUUGUACCUGGAGACACACGGUGGAAAAACACAACAGUGUUGCACGGACUUAUCACGGAAACAGAAGAGGUGGUCCAGCAAUGAGAUGAGCCAAUACUAUAUCAGGGCUUGAAAGUGCUGCUCCUCUGAGUGCCAGGCUGGGCAGAGAUGUAGAUACAGGCCAGCAGCACUGGGUCACAGCGACAUGGAUACUGGAAGAAUCCAUCGUUUCAGUCACAGUUUUGUUUUAUGAAUCUGAGAUCUGUGUAUGUUAUUAUGUGGUAGACCUUUGACAAAGAAAGUUUUGUAGAAUUAUGAAUUACAACACAACUAUCAAGCAUUUUAUUGUGUGCGGAAAUUAAAUCUGAAUUGUGGCAA